Messenger RNA from Protopterus annectens (West African lungfish), 2244 nucleotides. RefSeq lists its product as uncharacterized. Bases 33 to 2015 code for a protein of 660 amino acids. The transcript is spliced from 9 exons. The record is from RefSeq and is a predicted model, not a curated record. Lineage: Eukaryota; Metazoa; Chordata; Ceratodontiformes; Protopteridae.
CCUGAUCAGUUAUAAAGUAAACAGCUAACAACAUGGCACCUCUUACUUUGUUCAUUAUUUCACUCUAUUUCCUCUCAUCAUCUGCCAAAAAAUACCUGAAAAAGCCAGAUAUACAUGUGAGUUUAUCAUACUACUUGGGCGGAAAAAUAAUUGUUGAGUGCAGAAGCAGCCUCAGAAGAUACCCAUUAAAACGUUGCACCUUUUAUAAAGAUAAUGAACUGUUACGGAACGAAUCAAUCCCAUCCGCUGAUCAUUCCUUUGAAUAUAUUAUUGAAGAGGUUACAUCACAGGAUGAAGGGCUAUACACGUGCGUGUGCUACAAUGCAGAAAAUCAAAGAACAGAAGAAAGCGUCCCUGCUCCUUUAAGUAUAAACAGAAUUGAAGAAAGGCCACAUCUAGAAGUGAUACCCUGGCUGGUGAGAUAUCGCAUCGGGAGUAAAGUGACCCUGCAAUGCAGCAGCAGUACGGGCACUACGUACACACAGUGCUGGUUCUUAAAACAUUAUGAACAAUUGAUACUACAUCAUUCAAAAACCCCCACUGAGUCUAAGUUUCAUUAUGAGAUUGGAAAUGUUAAAAUCCGUGAUGGAGAACACUACUCCUGUAUGUGCUACACUGCACAGCAUCAGAUUACAAUGGAAAGUAGAAGUAUUAAACUAAACGUCCACGAACCUGUGGAUAUUCAAAUAACUCCUCAGGGGGUCAUUCCCACUGGAAGUAAAAUGACAAUUAAGUGCAGCAGCAGUUACCAUGAACUCCAUUAUUGUGAUUUAUUUAAGAAUGGUUAUAUCAUGCUCCAAAUGUCAAAAUCCUCCAAUAGACCUGUAUUCCAGUAUAUCAUUGAGGAUACUACCACAAAGGAUGAAGGUUACUACAAAUGUAGAUGCUACCGUUCGGAUCGUGCUUAUACUGAGAGUGACACUGUUCCUUUAAUAGUAAAUGCUCAAAUAGAUGAACCAGAAAUAUAUAUGGAGGAAGGUGAAAAAGUACUUGUUUGCGCCAGCAAAAACAGCAAGUAUACAUACUGGUUUUGUAUUCUGUAUCAAAAUGGUGAACCAGUAAGAACCGAAAACAUGUGUGAUGGCAGCUGCAUUUUUCAGAUGGAUGAGUUUCAGUUUCAGAACAACUUAACGUGUUUAUGUUAUAUGACUGAAACAUUAUGGCAGACUCGCCCAACUUCUGCAAUUACUAAUGACCAAAAAUAUCAAAUACAUGAAGCAGAAAUUCAUGUAACAGAAGAUGAGCAAUUAGUCUUUUGUGCCAGCAAAAACAGUAGCUAUGAAUACUGGUUAUGUAUUAUGUAUCGAGAUGGUCAGCAAAUAAAGUCUUCAAAUCAAUGUCAUCAUAGAUGUUUCUUUCCUGCAUACGUCAUCGCUACUCCUAUGCAAUUAACUUGCUUAUGUUACACAACGGAAGCAUUAAGAUGGACUCGCCACAGCUCUAUGAUUACUGAUGAACGAAAACGGCAUUUGGAGAAGCCACGUAUUCAAGUGACUAUCCGUGAGUCCGAUCAGAAGAGCAGAAAAGUGACUAUUGAAUGUAGUACCUACACAUUCUUUAUAUGUAAUUUGGAAAAAUUUCAAAGCACUGUAUGGAGAAUGAAGAGAUCUUCUAAUGGCACUGUAUUUUACCAUGACAUUCAGAAUGCUACAGCAGAGGAUGAAAGUUAUUACCAGUGUUAUUGUCAUGAUAGUCUGCGUCAAGUUCGCAAAAGCAGUCUUGCUGUUCCUUUAAUCCUAAAUGAACAGGUCGAGGAACCAGAAAUUCGAAUGAAUGAAUAUGAGACUAAGAUUGUAUGUGCCAGCAAAAACAGCAGCUAUAAGUACUGGAUGUGUGUUCUGUAUCAAGAUGGUCAGCAAAUACAGGAUCAUUUUUUAAUUCGUGUUGACAAUGCUUCCUUUGAUAUCUCGAACCUUCCUGCUGGGAGUAACUUCAGCUGUUUGUGUUAUGAGUAUAGCCUGAGAAGAUGGACUCUCAACAGUUCUGUUAUUACUAAAGGAAGAAAAUAUAAGUAACAUUUUACUAUGAUUUAUAGUUUGUCAUUAAUGGCUGCAUCAGUAAUUUACAUUGUAACAACUGAUGUUUUUUUUUUUUCCUGUUAGUGUCUAUAUCUCUGAAUUAUGUACAGUUCACAGCAUUAAAUACAAAUGGCAAAAAAUAAUACAAUGCCUAUUACAUUGUCUGCAGUGAGCACACAAAUGUAAACUUAAAAAUGGUAAGAAAAUAAAAGAAAAAUUAUGACUU